CAAAGAUGAAUCCGCAGCUGUUAAGUUCUUGUAUUGGCAAAAGUAUAAAAAUAAAAAAAAAGGAAAAGUUCGGAGCGUUUAGUAUUGACAGCAUUUUGAGCACUGCAGAGGCUAAUUCAACGCUAAAUAGCCUAUCCAUAGACAAUGCAAAUGCUAUAUCAAGCGAUGUACCGAAACUGUAUGAAUUUAGCUUUCCUCAGAGAGUUCAAAAUAAAAAAACCCAAUUUACAAAUUUUGAUUUAUGCCACGGACACCCCCUCCAGAUUCCCUUUACAUUUGAUGACAGCACUGUCUCGCGCUUUGUAUGGCCAACAGACAAUAUUUUUCACUCUUACAUAAUCAACUCUACAAACUUCCAAGAAAAACAAAUGAGAAAGAAAUUUACUGACAGAAAACCUCGUCAAGCCUAUAGUGCCUCACAGCUGGAACGUCUUGAAAAUGAGUUUCAUUUAGACAAAUAUCUUAGCGUCAGCAAACGCGUUGAGCUGUCAAAGUCAUUAUCCUUGACGGAAGUUCAAGUAAAAACAUGGUUUCAAAAUCGUCGGACAAAAUGGAAGAAACAGUUGACUUCGCGGUUAAAAAUAGCACACAGACAUGGACUAUGGAUACCUACCAUUCCCAUUACAACUUUUAUUCCAAAUACAAACUAUGACAAUAUUGAAACCCAUUUACAAAUUAUUAAAUCUGAAAUAAAAUAA
Messenger RNA from Drosophila santomea, 698 nucleotides. RefSeq names its product homeobox protein MSH-D. The record is from RefSeq and is a predicted model, not a curated record. Bases 6 to 698 code for a protein of 230 amino acids. Gene Ontology annotation, molecular function: DNA binding; DNA-binding transcription factor activity, RNA polymerase II-specific. Gene Ontology annotation, biological process: regulation of DNA-templated transcription. Lineage: Eukaryota; Metazoa; Arthropoda; Insecta; Diptera; Drosophilidae. The transcript has 3 exons.